Thalassophryne amazonica is the source of this 1478-nucleotide messenger RNA. It is a transcript of the gene chga, whose product is annotated as chromogranin A. The record is from RefSeq and is a predicted model, not a curated record. The transcript has 8 exons. Gene Ontology annotation, cellular component: chromaffin granule. Gene Ontology annotation, biological process: defense response to bacterium; negative regulation of catecholamine secretion; negative regulation of insulin secretion. The coding region runs from base 187 to 1287 and encodes 366 amino acids. Lineage: Eukaryota; Metazoa; Chordata; Actinopteri; Batrachoidiformes; Batrachoididae.
UUUUUUUGGGGGGACUCUCCUGUAAAAAUAAAUAAAUAAAUCCACACCGACAGACGGCUGACUUUUAUUCAGAAUGCGUCCUUGAAUCCGCCGGAUUUCUGUGUUGUCCUUCUGAUUUAAAGAUCGGGUGUUUCUCUGGUGCUGGAGAGCUUCGCGUGCGCGACGAUAUCUAAUUUAUUUUCCAACAUGAUCGGACGAGUUCUCUUCCUUCUGACAAUCCUGUCCAACUGCGCUCUGGCUGCCCCAGUAGACUCAAAUCAGCUGGAGAAUGAAGACCUGAAGGUGACGAAAUGCAUUGUGGAGGCACUGACAGAUGUACUCUCCAGACCACACCCACUGCCCAUCAGUCAGGAGUGUCUGGUCAUAUUGAAGACAGAUAACCGGCUUGUUACGAUCCUCCGUCGUCAUAACUUUCUGAAAGAGUUGCAGGACAUCGCUGUCCAAGGUGACCAAGAGAGAACUGAGCUGCGUGACGACGCCGCUGCACCUGACCACGUGACGCAAACUCCUCAAACCACGAGCGACGCGAGCGAUCGAUCCAUGUUGGAGGCUUUGGGCGGUCUCGGAGAAAGAUCUGUUCUGUCCCAGAAGAGGAGGGCAGGAAAAGGAGAAGAGGAGAAGGAGGAGCGGAGGGGCGGCGGGGCAGCGCAGGAGAAAAGGGAAGAUGAGGAGAACCCAUGGAGGCACGAGUCUGGGGCGGCGGCCGAGUGGAGAGAGGACACAAAUGAGAAGAGGAAGACAAAAGAGCACGAAGAGAAGCGGGAAAACUCGGAGGGGAAUUCCGAGGAGGAGCAAGUGAUGAAGGAUGGAAAAGGUGUUGGAUUUGAGGAAAAAAGAGGCCCGCAGGGACGCCGACCUGACCCGAAAUCAGCCGAAGAAGACGAGGAGGAGAAAGAUGACAAGAGAUCUCCAUUCUUACCACAUGUAAAACAGGCAUCAGAGGAGGAGGAGGAGGAGGUGGGUAGUGAAGAGGCAGGUAGUCAGGAGAGCACGUGGACCAAGAGAGCCAAGGGACCGACAGCGCAGAAGAAAGCGAUCGGAAAGGAGGCGCAGCGGAAAAGGAGUCACUCCAAAGAGGUCCCAGAAGAAGAGGAGGAGGAGAAGAGGAAGAGAGGGGCGCAGAGGAGUCAAGAGGUGAAGGAGUUGCAGGUGAUGAUCCCGGAGGCGAAGCUGGGCUCCGAAGAAAACGGCAGCGGCAGCCAAAAGGAUGCUGAAACUUUGGCAGCCAUCGAAUCAGAGCUGGAAACUGUGGCCCAUAAACUCCACAUUCUGCAGCAGAGUGGCUGACACGCUGCCAUCCUGUCUCCUCUCAUCCUCCUCCGCUUCGACAGCUGCCUGGUUUCCAGAUCUCGUGAAUAUGUGACAAGUUUUAUCUUUCGAGGCAGCUUCUUCCACGCUGACGCAGUCUGCCAUGUGACAUCAUGCUCCUCACUAAUAUUAGCGUAGAUGCACAUUGCGGCUCGACCCUGAUACUAAAA